Candidula unifasciata is the source of this 1353-nucleotide messenger RNA. Lineage: Eukaryota; Metazoa; Mollusca; Gastropoda; Stylommatophora; Geomitridae. The record is from the annotation of a GenBank genome assembly.
AUGAAUGUGGAGUCAGAAGAUGUAGAGUCAAAAGAGUGCUUGGAUGUUGUCAACACAAAAACCAGUGAGGAAGCUCAUGGAAUCGGUGGGUUCAAUUGGAAUCAUGUGCCGAGCAUGCCACAUCCAGACCAUAUAGUACCCAGUCAUCUUAGAAAGUUCUUGAACAAGAGUUGCUCACCUAUUCAACUGGGUACCACGACAGCAUCAAUCCCGGUACCGUCUGAACAAGGUGUGCACGUGCGUAGCAACUGCUGUCGGACAUUCACGGCCAAGAACAACAUGAAGCGCCAUCUUCGACAUCAUACAGGCCAGAGACCUUACAAAUGCACCAGUUGUCUCCAGUCUUUUUUUCGCCGGGACGAUCUUAAAGGACACAUGAUUCGUCAUAAGUACACGAAACCAUUCCGCUGCUCGCGAUGUCAGAAGGGAUACACUGACCGAGCUUACAUCAAGAACCACAUGGCCAAAGAGCACGGGUCUCGUCUGAUGCAUGUUUGCCCUCAGUGCGGCGAGAGCUUUGAUUGUGAGGAGGCUUUCGCCUGCCACAAGAACACACACCCAGAACUGAAACAGUUCGCCUGCACCACUUGCUCUUUCAUCGGCACUAGCAAUUUGAUGGUGCUUAAACACCGCCUUCUCCACACCCACAAGCUGUUUUCAUGCAAGCCAUGUAACGCCUACUUCGCUGACCCAUUCCAUUACACUAGCCACGUAAGGAAACAUAAAAAGAUGGCUUCGUUCACACAGUACGUGUGCUGUUUCUGCGACAUGAUCUUGGGAACAUACGAGCAAUUGGUCAGACACGAGAACUCUCACGCCCAGUGUAAAAUACACGCGUGUUCAAUUUGCAGGAAACAGUUCAGAAGCAAGAUACUUCUACGGGACCAUCUGAUGACUCACCAGCAACCUGCUCAGGUUGUGACAGAACAUGCUCUUCCCAAAACUUUGGAUACGGAAAAGCCACUAUCGGAUAGUGAACAAAAGUACUCUCUUUAUAAAGACGUGAACAUGCAGCAGAAACCUAUUGAUUUUACCAGAAAAAGAAGCGAUUAUCUUGUACAAGAAUCUUCACCACUGGCGGCUCAAAUGGAAAAUGAUGAGUUUUACGGGCAGCUUUUGGAUCUCAGCAUGAAAAAAUCUCCAAGCCUAAAACCUACAAACGACAGCUGCAACAUCAGUUACCAGAACCAGAUCGGAAGCUACAACACUUCUGCAAGGGCAACAGGUACAUCAGUUAACGACGGUUCCAGGAAUGGCACCAGCUCUUCUGAUUCUGCUCGCCUGAGCCGGGAGUGUGGUCUCAGACGGUCAGGAGUUUGCUCCACAUCAAACACUGAAGACUGCGCUGCUUGA